GCACUCCAGACCUUGCGGGGCCUGGGGCGGGCGUCGGGAGUUGCAUUGCACCGACAGCGAACUGGACGCGCGCCAGAAGCUCACGGGAGCGCAGCACGCGCGCUUCGAUGGCCCGCAGAGGUUGAGAGCCGGGGGCGCGGAGGAGGCGGCUCUGCCCUCUAAGCCGAGCUGGUUGCUUGCAAGGUAGGGAGAACGAAGCAAGAUGCCCAAACGUUGAUCUUUGCGGGAGGGAGGCCGGGGAGCGCUGCGCCCCGAGUUCGGGCUAACCGCUCUGCGUCCCCGUCGCGCUCUCCGGCGCGACCGGCUGCCUCCAGGAAAGCGCAGUCUGAAAGUUGUCAGCGGCAGUAUCCUGCGCUCCCUGUUGUGUAACCUCGGCGUUGCCAGCCGGACGGGAAGUUGCUGGCCGGCUCACCGAGUCAGUUCUGUCUCGGCUCCCGGAGGAGUUCAUGGCCCGCGGCGAACGAGGAGCUGGAGCCGGUGUGGGCGAGGCCCCGCGCGUCCCCUCCCGCGGGGAUCCCCAACACCAGCUCCCUUCUGCUCGCUGGCUUUUCCGAUGCGCGCUGCGCCCCUCGCCGCCGCCACCCUCUCGCUGCCACUUGCUCGGGGCCGACGCCUAAGUUGGGGAGGAAAGAAUGACCGAGGUCCUGUGGCCCACUGUCCCCAACGGGACGGACGCUGCCUUCUUGACUGGCUCAGACUCGCCCUGGGGGAACAGCACGGUCGCCUCCACCGCCGCCGUGGCUGCCUCCUACCGAUGUGCGCUGACCAAGACGGGCUUCCAGUUCUACUACCUGCCCGCUGUCUACAUCGUGGUGUUCAUCAUCGGCUUUCUGGGCAACAGCGUGGCCAUCUGGAUGUUCGUCUUCCACAUGAAACCGUGGAGUGGCAUCUCCGUGUAUAUGUUCAACUUGGCCCUAGCUGAUUUCUUGUACGUGCUGACUCUGCCCGCGCUCAUCUUCUAUUAUUUCAAUAAAACAGACUGGAUCUUCGGGGAUGCCAUGUGCAAGCUGCAGAGGUUUAUCUUCCAUGUGAACCUCUACGGCAGCAUCUUGUUCUUGACCUGCAUCAGCGCGCACCGGUACAGCGGCGUGGUGUACCCGCUCAAGUCCCUGGGCAGGCUCAAGAAGAAGAACGCAGUCUACAUCAGUGUCCUGGUGUGGCUCAUCGUGGUGGCGGCCAUCUCCCCCAUUCUCUUCUAUUCUGGCACAGGGGUCCGGAAAAACAAAACCAUCACCUGCUAUGACACCACCUCCGACGAGUACCUGCGAAGCUAUUUCAUCUACAGCAUGUGCACGACCGUGGCUAUGUUCUGUGUGCCCUUAGUGUUGAUUCUGGGCUGUUACGGAUUAAUUGUGAGAGCUCUGAUUUACAAUGAUCUGGACAACUCACCUCUGAGAAGGAAAUCAAUUUACUUGGUGAUUAUUGUACUGACCGUCUUUGCUGUGUCUUACAUCCCUUUCCAUGUAAUGAAAACGAUGAAUUUGAGGGCCCGGCUGGAUUUCCAGACCCCAGAAAUGUGUGAUUUCAAUGACAGCGUUUAUGCCACUUACCAGGUGACAAGAGGUCUUGCAAGUCUCAACAGCUGUGUGGACCCCAUUCUCUAUUUCUUGGCAGGAGAUACUUUCAGAAGGAGACUCUCUAGAGCCACCAGGAAAGCUUCCAGAAGAAGUGAUGUAAAUUUGCAAUCCAAGAGUGAAGAUAUGACCCUCAAUAUUUUAUCUGAGUUCAAACAGAAUGGAGAUACCAGCUUGUGAAGAGUCAAGAAUCUCCAAACAGCCACUUUUGUUACAUGAAAUUUUCCUCGUAAUCUUCAUGCAUCAUGUGGUGGAUAAUGCUGACAAGCGGGUAUGUGCCAAAUAGCAACGAGAGUGAUUUCGCCAACUCCUUCCAGGCAAAAAGAGGUCUCAGUGAAGAGUCGAUGCUAAUGGUGAUAAUACCCAGAAGAUCAAAAUAAAGCAGUGAUCUAGUGCAUGAAAAUUUGAUUCAUCACAUAUGAUGAUAUGAAUACUUAGUAGUAAAGACAGACAUCUGUUAAUAAGUUGAUGAAAGAACAGCUAACAUAACACUUACCAGUUCAUAAAUAUCACACUACAAAACUAUCUUCAUAGCAAGUUCAAGCUAUAUUAUGGCUCAAUUGGGCAUCUUUGACUCUUUGAACAUCAGUUGUGUUUGCACUGAGUUGAUGAAAAGAGACUAAGAUACUGUAUGUCAUGAAAGUGGGCUUUGGAGUUAGAAACAUGACGCUGACCCUUGCCUGCUGUGGAACGUUUGACCCUUUGACCACUGGCCAUCUUGGAUUAAAGAGGUUGGAUGACAUCCAUCUGUUGGGAACUUAGGGCAAAACAUUGAAGCCAGCCAACCAGAGUGUGUGAAAUCUGCCCCUGUAUAUUCCAGGACUCUUUAAUUCCUAUUCUUGGCUAAAAUUUCUUGCAAAGUUAACCUGUUAUAAUGUGGACCUAGGACCAGUAAGUUUUUUAAGUCUACUCAUGAAGUAGGCUAAACUGCCUUUAGGCACAAGAGUUGUCAGUGCAUUUAGCAGCUAUAAGUGAAAUAGUUAUACUGCUUAAGUAUGUGUUAUUAUUAGAGAUCUGUUGAAGCUUUAUUUUUCUUGUUCAAAUUAUGAAUAUCAAUAGUAUUUAUUGAUGAAGCUCACAGUCUUUUAGUUGUACAGAUUGAAAAACUUUCUUGAAAGAUCCACUAUUCUGAUAUAAAUUAUAUUUAUUAUUGUGUAUAAUAUUGAUGUGUCACACUGGUACAUAGUACAUAAUAGGCAUAGAUGAGAUUUAUUAUAUAUUUCAAUGCUUUUCAAAUGUCAGAUUAUUAAAGUGGUUAAGUAUUCAGAUUUUUUUAUCUAAAUAGGAAAAUCUGUUUUGUGAUACAAGUGAUUCUUUUUGUCUAGAAAUGCUUAUGCACGUUUAUUUUUUUUUAAUUUUUAGAGUUUUUUUUCUGUAUAGACACAAUUUGGUGUGAGAGUAUCAUGCAAUCAAUAGUACACAAAAAAUAUCUUAGAUUGGGUUUGUAUUGCCCCUAUUAUAUAAUAGUACAGAAAAGUUUAUUGUCUUUUCGGGAACUUUAGAAUUGUGUCUCCAAAUAUAGUCACAGAUUCCAUUUCCAAAUGCAAAAGACUUGUUAAGAGAUCAAGGUGUAGAUCUCUUAAGUUUCAGAAGGCCAGUGGUGUGGACACUAUAGAUACAACACUAGAAUUUAAAGAAAAUCUUUAGAGUGAUAGUGAGAGAAAGAAGCAGCUGGUAUAAUCAAUUACCAUGUUCACUUUUGCUUCAGUUUUUGUGUUGUGUUUCUUUUGGUGAGGUGGAGUUUCUAAGCAACACACUACCAGCACGUUCAACACUGCUAUUCAUUUAAAUAUGUUUCUUUGUUUGGUUGCUAAUUUUAAUUCCAAGUUUUAUAAUGACGACUGUGUAUUUGGCUGCUGAAACCUGUCUGUUACAAUUUUUUUUUAUUCUGUUGUAUAUUGUAUUCUUCACAUCAUUAAAAAUUUAUAUGAAGGGAAAUAUAUGUUACAUAUAAAAAUUUGUGAAUUUGAAUUCUAAUCUGUUUUAAUGCUUUUGCAAAAAUGUUUAUUUUUUUAUUAUAUGUGAUUUUAAUAUAGACAAUUGAGCUAGAUUUCAUUGUGAUUAAUACUGUCAUUGAAUGAGCAGUAUAAAGACAGUGUUACUUGACAUUUGGAGCUUUCUCAGGUUUAUCUAAGUCAGCGAUAACUUGACAAAUUCCAGACUAAGUGUGUUUUAAGUAAAAGGAACAUUUCCUAAAAGUUUGCAUGCAAAAGUGUAUAGUAUUUGUGUGUGUGUGUGUGUGUGUAUGUGUAUGGCGUGGCAGUCAACUUUGUAUUUGCUAUUUAUAACAGCAGAGCUUUAGUAUAAUCACAGUCACUAGAACUGUAUCUACUAUAGAUAACUAAAACUGUAAAAGUCUAAAUAAAAUUAUGAAAUGUGG
Molecule: messenger RNA, 3954 nt
Organism: Condylura cristata (star-nosed mole)
Lineage: Eukaryota; Metazoa; Chordata; Mammalia; Eulipotyphla; Talpidae
Gene: P2RY1
Product: purinergic receptor P2Y, G-protein coupled, 1
Exons: 2
Coding region: 633-1754 (373 amino acids)
Biological process (GO): phospholipase C-activating G protein-coupled receptor signaling pathway; relaxation of muscle; platelet activation
Cellular component (GO): plasma membrane
Molecular function (GO): ATP binding; A1 adenosine receptor binding; G protein-coupled ADP receptor activity
Source: RefSeq, a predicted model, not a curated record